GCUUCACACAGGAAGCCAAAUUUGCCUAUCAAAAACAACAAUCCAAAUUGAAAGCGUAACAAGAGCUGAACCGCAUUUGCAUCCACUGCAAUUCCGCGCGCAAACCUGUACCACCCCGCAAGCAGAGGGCUCAGGAGGUGCCUCGCUGGCUGAACGCUUCCUCCGCGGACACAUGCAUGGCUAGCACAGGUGGAUGGAAUUGGCGGAUUUGGGGUGUGAGGUUCUAGCUCUUCUGCCGUGAAGCAUCGCAGCACCUAGUUUUGGGCUAGAAGCUGGAGAGCAGCUGGCUGGCAGAGGUGACAACGCAGAGCGAGCCCGGGGCUCCGGCGCGGCUGCCGAGCUCUCCCGGGGGGAUGCCAAGGGCCCCCUGCUCGGCCCCCUGCGCCUGAUGGAGGACAGGAGCCGCCAGCUCCCGCUCUAUAAAAGCCAGGCGAGGCCUGGGGUGGGGCUGGCGUCAGCGGGAAAUGUCUCCCUGGAAGCAGAUUAGCUUCACAGGAAACCUGUCGCCGACAGCCUGCCCAGUGAGAAAACUCCAAGGAGAAGCUGAGGACAAACAACAUCUCGAAGACAGUCCAUGGGGACUGUACCAGAUCCUCUGAGAUCGGCCAAGCUUUCCCUGGUCUCAACUUCUGCAGAGGAGGAGCACCUGGGAGAUCUGCAGCCUGCUAAGCACCAGCCCCAACCCCCCAGUGGUGAGAGGGCCAGCAAUGGCUUCCCGUGCACCCCGUCCAGCUCAGCUGGGGUCUGCUCGUUCGACCUGAACUGCACAGCUGCUGCCGGCACACAGAGCUGUGAGCGGUACCACACAGAUGAUGACAGCCAGCAGGAAGCCUUUUCUCCUGGGCUGGCUAGCACAGCUGCAGAGGUGCAUCCUGCAGAUGUGAAGCCUGCUGGUUGUUCCCAGCCAGCGGGCAUCCAGGCUCCGGCAGUGCCAGCCCUUGCGGCAGGAGGAGCCCUCUUGGCAGGGCAAGGGCCAGAGAUGAUGCCAGCCCCCCAGAGCUCCCGGCAGUUUGUGCAAGGCAGCCAGGCCAAAACGAGCUCCCUGACACAGAUAGAUGACUCUGCCUUGAAACCUCAGGGGAGUGAUGAUCAGCCAGCGCUUGAAGUGUUAAAUUAUUCUUCCCCUGGUGAUCCUGUCGGGGUUAAUCAAUUCUGUCAUACUUCUCAGGCAAACCUUCUGCAAACAGGGGAAAAAGACAGGGCGGCAGAAAAAAAUGAUUCCACUGUGUGUCAGUCAGCCUUGCCAGCAAGGCAAGCUGAAGCUGACCUUGGGAGAGUCGCACAGACCAUUCUGGAGGCAAAAAGCGGGACUGCAGACAUGGCACAGUCGCAGCCCUCAGAUAAAACUGAAGCAGUGCAGAGCAGUGAGGCACCAGCCCAGUCUGGCCACGGGAGUCCACGUCCUGUACACAACCUGGGCCCCACGCCUGGGAGUCGAAACCCCACCCAGCUCUCCAAAUUCAGAGAAACAGGUACAAUGACAGCUCAGUCAGAGAGCAGCCCUUUUACUCAGGAAGCUGUAAGCAGGACAUGGCGAGAUGCUGAGGUGCAAGCCGUGGCUACCGUGGAGAGCAAAUCAGCUUCCACCAGUCCAAGCAUCUUUGCUGCCUUCUUAAAAGGGAAUCUUCCUCCAGAGGAGAAGGAAGAACUGCACAUAAUUUACCAAGGAGGUAUGGGGCUGAGCCAGGCUGCACUUACUGACAGUUUAUCCUCACAACAAAACUUCCCAUGUUCUCCUGGUAUCACAUCAAAAUCGACUGUUGUGGCUGUGACUGCUUCAGCCCAAACCCAGCCUGUCAAACCGCCUGGAGACGUGGUGUCUCCAGUAUCAGCAGAUAAUGUGAAACCUCUUCUCUCCUGCUCCCCUGCAGCUGUUACCUCCCAAGGAACAUCUGUGGGUAAUGCUGAAAUGACCAGUGCAGCUCGUGAUGUCAAGGAUGCUGCUCAGCUGCCAAUGGAUGCUCCAGUCCCACCAAAGCCCAUCCCAGUGGAGCAGCUUGACGUUAACUCCAGUAAUCAAACUCCAUCACAGUCUGGGACUGGUGCUGGUGAGCCAAGCACCACUUCCACCAAUGCUGUCCCAGGAACAGGGAACAACGUGCAGGAUCUCGUCCCUCAUGUGGGAAGCAGCCGGUCACCUUUACUCUGUGGCUUGGACAGUGAAGUCAAGCAGAAGGAGGUCCUGGGCAGCUCUGACCAAAAGCCUGUGCAAAGCAAGGGUGCAAGUCAAGGAGAGGCCAGUCCUAAUCAAUCUGUGGUAAAAGCAAAGGAAGAAAACUUGGUAGUACUUGAUCCUAAAGGAGGGGUGAAUGUUGGCAGCCAGCCUGCUGCUGCCCAUGUAAAAGCAUGCUCAGAGGAUGCGGGUGAGAAGGAGAGCAGAGGCCACAGAGACAGUGGCCAGUCUCAGAUGGCUGGUGGCCAGAGCUUGCAGGCAGGACUGAUGCCCAAGUUGAAUGUGAGUUCUGCAGGUCUUGCCCCUCCUGUGCCAGUAUCAGCAGCUCCCCAGCAGCAGGGCCUCCAGGCCAGGGAGUCCAGACAUGAGCUCCACACUGCAGCAAUUCCUGCUUCUGCUCCAGCUGUGCCGAACCUGGGGGAGAACAAAAAGCACUCCACCCCAGCCAUGGAGGCAAGAGUACAGGUGAAGCAGUCCAAACAUGUCAGGGAUGUUGUUUGGGACGAGCAGGGAAUGACUUGGGAGGUUUAUGGUGCUUCCCUCGAUCCAGAAUCCCUGGGAAUCGCUAUCCAGAACCACUUACAGAGACAAAUACGGGAACACGAAAAACUGAUCCGGGCCCAGAACAAUCAGACCCGGAAAUCCAUUUCCUCGGAUACAUCCUCAAAUAAAAAACUGAAAGGGAGGCAGCACAGUGUGUUCCAGUCCAUGCUGCAGAAUUUUAGGCGUCCUAAUUGCUGUGUCCGACCUGCUCCCUCUUCUGUGUUAGACUGACAUGGUUUGCAGGGGUGCCUAAAUACCUGCGGUGGUGGAGAGAAUCCCUCCCCUUGAGUCCUGCUGUUUGGUUGUGUAAUUGGGGUUGUGAUGCAACAACAGUGGAACAUGAUUCCCCUUUGUUUUCUGACUAGCCACAUGCUCCAUUCUGCCAUUAUUAUUGUCACAGCUGGUGUAUUUCUACGUUAUGCCCCAACCUUGACUGCUGUCAGAUGAAAAGCUAGGCACUUAGCAAAAGCACAAAUUUCAAUUGCCACCUUGCUGCAGGGAGAGCAGCACCUUCUGAUAAAUCAGGAAGCAGAGGGAUUGUCAGAAUUAUGGGAAUUUAUUUGUGUGCAUUAUGAGGUCUUACUCAAAGGGGUGGACUGGGGGAAGCUGAGGGAGGUGGAAUUGAGGUUCAACAGCUGUAAAGACCUAACACAAGACAACUUUCCUGGUUUGUAAGUUACCCACGCUGAGGCAAGUCCAUGAACCAGGCUAUGGACAUUGAUCACCGAGCAGCCUCACCUCUGUUGAUACUGUGGGCCACUGUUCCCAGGUGAGCCCCAGGGAGCCCGGUCUUCCCCUCCUGUUGAAAUGCAGAACCAGGCCAAGAAUGAGGAUCAAGACUGAAGGAUUCUCUCUUUGGGAGAAGCUAAGGCAGUGGGACGUUGGUGGCCAGAAGGGGAGGUGAGAGAGAUGCUUUUUGUCCCCUGCAGUGGCCACUCAAGGUAUAAGCCGGCCAGGCACAGGAGAGCGCAUCGGUAGGUGGACCUGCAUCCAGCAGGAUGGUGCCCACCCUUACUCUCUGGUGCUCCUGCCAAGUCUUUAAAAAGCAGGAAGCCAUUCUGCCUCCUCAGGUGGGGUGGGCAGCCUCCCAGCCUCCCGUGGCGCUGAGCACCUCUCUUCUAAAUCACUCUUGAAAGUGAUGUGGAUCUUUCUUCUCUCUCCAGAUAUGCACAGUAAUGUUUUCCCAUAGCAGCAGGCUUUCCUGUUCAUUUGGGUCCAUGAGCCUCCAUGUCUAGUGUGUUAUACUGGUUUUUUUUUUUUUCCCUUUGAAGUCCUUAGCCAACUCUACUGUUUUUUUCCAGUAUUUUGGUGCUUUUCUUGCUGCCUUUCAUAACCCGAAUACCAUUUAUUUAGCCUGUGUGUAUUUUGUUUUACCUUACACUCUAUAUUAUAAACCAUUAUACUGUUAACUUGAAAAAUUUGCAGCAGUACUGAAAUCUUGAGACAAUCUUUGCUGUAUUUCUGAACUUAGUUGUAGAAACUGCUAAUAAAAGGUAGCUUAGUGACUGUUUCUCCAGAAGUAUGAUAUACAAUAAUGUCUCAAAUAUAUGUUGGUCACAUUUCUCAAUAAUAUUUUUCAACUUGGGAAAUGUGUUUCCCAGUAGCUUUGUAUUUUGUCCACUAGAGUUCAUUAUGGGAGGCUGGGGAACUCCUGCAGUUUUUAGAAAAUUUAGUUAUCAAUCCUGCAAAGCACUGAUGAUUUGGGUAUUGUAAUCCUGCAGAGUACUAGAGUUAAAUAGGAGAUGCUUUUAGUUCAUUAAAGAUUUUUCAUGAAUCAUGAUGAUAAUUUAUUUCUGUCUCUAGUACCACACACCUGACUUACUCUGUAGAUCUUACUCUUACAAUUUACUCUAAAUCUUACAGGUUUAAACAGUGUAAAUUAGUAUUAGUAUCUUUUUUCUUUUCUUUUUUUUUUCCUGUGAAGCCAACCUGAGGUGGUCCCCAGUUAUUUAGGAGGCCAGACUUCUUGAGUAUAUCAACUGCCGUAGUAGCUGUUUCGGGGCGAUUUUUCCCUAGCAUAAAAGUAAAAUACUGUAAGAUAUAUUUUAACCCAGUGCAAUGAAAAGUGUUGCCCCUAAGGAUAGUACUGAAUUGACUCCUCAGAUAUAUACCAGGGGGCUUUAUGUCACGUCCUUGUUCAAUUUUUGUAUGUUAAAUUUAAGUCCUCUCCUACCUGUGGUGCUGAAUUUUUAAUUCUAAAUCACCACAUUAGAGAGCGUCUUCCCACUUCUGCCUACCAGGAGGAAAGUCUCCACCCUUUUUUCUGUUAGUACUGCUGUUUCCACCCCCUUCCUAGUAGUGUCUGAGAUGUGAAUAUCACGUGAAAUUUUGUGUGGGAUUAAUAUUGACAGUAUCAUUAGGUCAGGUUAGUUGACAAGUUCAGUGUCUCUUCCCACAUUGUGUCCAUGUCAGCCCUGACGAGGUUCCCUGAGUUGUCUGCAGUUUUUGCUGUGUCCUGUCCAGGUCCAAGGCUCUGUGCUGCUCCUUUUGCCUCCCUCCUGCCCCUUCACUCACUAGCUGUUGCCCAGCCUGUCAUCCUGUGAAGCCGUGUCCCUUGGCUCAGCUCGCAUCCCCCUGUGCGCUCCCCUUGCUGUAGCUGUGAGCCAGCUUACUCUGAACUGUCCCUUUACAAAUAUGCUCAGUCUGAAUAUACAAGUUUAUUGUCCUGGGUUUUUUUUUCCAGAGGAGAAUAAACAGCUAUCACUCAUUCACUGAUUUCCAUGAAUUUUAUCCUUUAGCUUAAGCUCUGCAAAAUGUUUUUAGCAUAUGGGUAUGAGUUGCUUUAUUGACACCAAACUGGGCUUGGCAAUGAAUGAGCAGAUGCUGGGACAGCACUGGAAUUAAUGCUUCUUUGCAAGGAAUGAGAGGUCUCCCCUGGCUCCUUGCAGCUUUUUUCAGCUGUGAGUUCCCCACAAUAAAUAACCUUUCUUCUAGGAAAAUGUCACCAGUGCAUUUGUACCACAAAGUGCCGAUGGACAAGUUACUGAGUGGAUGCGUCUGAAUGACUUCAUGGGCAUAACUGAAAAAAAAAAUGCAGUGCUCAGCCUGUGUUCAGGGCAAGUACUAGUGCAAAGAGGCAAGUUGUCCAUGGCACUGUCUGGUGGGUGCAGAAGUCCUGCAGAUGUGUGUUGGAAGCCAAGCAAUGAAGUGCCAAAAGCCAACACAUAAAAAUGAGUCGAUACUCACCAGCAUAUCUCAUGGAAAAUAUUUUAGGUUUUGACUGUGCCUUGCUAGGGCAGACUGUAGGCAACCUGCUAGUUUAACUCUGGUGAUUAGUGCUUUCUCUUGCACUAGAUGUCUAAGUGACAAUGUGAAUCCUCAGUGAUGACACAUCUUUCACCAACAGUGAAACAACCAUGUUGGGGGUAGCAAUUAGCAAAUAUUAUGCAUGUGAGUGAGCUUGUAGCAGCCAAGAAAGGCUGUUCUUGGUGUCAUGUCAGUCCCAAAAAUGAAAAUGGGCUUGGAGUAGUGAUGUGGCAGAGAGUAGGUGGAGAUGAUCUAUGUGCCACCAACCCAUUCUUUUUCUCUGCCCAAUGACUCAGAAUCAUAUUGCAUUACUUGGAUGGGUAACAACCAAGGAAAUCCAUUUGGGCUAAUAAAACAGAAAAUACUUUGUUAUUCCCAAGGGUAAAUGUAUAUGAAAAAUAAAGAAAAGUACCUGUGUUGUAGCCUAGCCAGUUGAAGUAACUCUUUAAUUCAUUUUAUUUCAAGAUCAGAGAUUCUGGGAAACAAGCUAUUUGUCAGGAAACCCUUCCCUGUCAGUUGCAUCUCCUAGGAAGGCUGAUGUAGCAAGAGCCAUUAAUAAAAGCAGUGAAUAAGAAUGGAAGCUUUACUUCUAGUUUCACUUGGGGCUUUCCACUAGGAAAGAUGAGAACAAGCACAUUUUGGUAUUGCCAAUACAAUACCUGAGUUGAAGGAGCAUCUCUUUGCAGGCAUUUUGCAAUAUAGUCCUGGAUUUCUUGUGAGGCUGUGACAUCCAUCUGUGUGCACUUGGUUGGGAUCUGCCAGCUUUGUGUUGUUUGGGCACAAGUGCUGAAGUUCUGCCUCAUUUCUGCUGACUUGGUUUGGAAAAAAAAGAGUGGGGAAAGAGCUGAAGGGGCAAGAAGGGGAAUAUCUGUCUUCUUCAUUUCAGGUGAAGAAAACUUUCUUUUGAAUGUAGAAGAAGAAGUUGCUGAGAAACAUGGGCAGGGAAAGACCAAAGGAGAAGUAAAAUAAAGUUGGUGUAGGUACUUCACAAUGAAUUCCCAUUCCUAUGUCUGUAAAGUCAGAGUUUUGCUUAAGUUUUGCCCACUUGUUUUCUGACCUCACUUUUUUUUUUAUUUGUUGGUGUCCCAUGUCUUUUAGGAAAAUGAAUGUUUCCAAAGGCUGUAUAUUUUGCUAGUAUUUAUAGAUAUAUCCAAAUAGGAUUCAACAAAACCUCUAAGCAGUCAACCUCAGUUUAUUACUGCUACUAAAACAUAAGAGCUUGUAAAAUGCACUGUUUGAAGAAGUAUAUUGAAGGGAUUCAAAAAGGUGAAUAUAUGCUCUAAAGAUAGGACUAGCUUUUCUCUUGAGUUUCAUUACUAUGAAGUGUUAAAGUUAGAAAUGGAAGUCCAAAUGAAAAUCAGUGUUGAUGAGGAAUUCAAAUUGGCUGCCACUGGUUUUCAGUUUGGAAACUCCAUGGAAAUCUACCAUACCAGUGUUUCAUUAGUUAGCUCAGUAUAUGCAAGGUUUGUAGGAAAGUACAAAUUCUAUUAACUUAUUUGCUCCAUUAUCUUGUUCUGUGUCUGUCCUUCUACACCUUUUAAAAAUUAAUGCAAAAUUUUACCACAACAGAGUAACUCUUUUGCACACAUCUUGUGGGAAUGGCUGCUCUGAAUGACAGACAACUGAUUGUCAGACUCUGUGGGCUUAGAAAAUUGAGGCCUGUGGUCUGAGGGAAACCCUUCCCUCCUUUUUCCCACCUCCCUGUUUCAGUAACUAAUUUCUGCUGGUUUAUGUUUUGGUGUCUCUGUGAUGCCUGCAUGAGUGGUCAGUAUUUUCAGUUGUCCCAAAGACACACAGGUAGGUCCUUAUCCAAAUAGUGCACACUACCAAAUAUCUCUGGGUUCAUUGGAUGCUGUGGUGAUCCAUGGACCUGAACGUCAGCAGUUCCUGUAACUUGAACUGGCUGCAAUAUUCUCUUAGGGGCUUAAAUUAUCCCACUUGAGUCAGUGUAGGUGUUUAAAAGGAAGAAUGAAGUAUAACAGCUCCAUUGAGCCAAACUGAUUUUUAUUUUUUUUUAAACUCUGAGAUUUAUUGUUUUUUCUGCUUUGGGCUUUUCUGAGUAGCUCUUCCUUCCUAGAGUUUAUAAUGUGGAUUUUGCAUCAAAUUCUGGCAAAGAAGAUUUUGCAAAGUGAAACCUACCUUUCAUCAUUCAGGCUUCUUUAUAGAAAAAAAUGAUGUUAUUACUGAGCCAAAUCACACAGAGGGGAAAUAUUUUUUCCUCUAGGAAAACUUCUGCUGUAGGUAAGCUUAUGUGUGUGUGUCCCUGUUUAAAAGGCAAGUACAUGUGUGCAGGGCUCAUGCAUCACUCAUGCUCUAAUAUGAUUUUUUCCCUUUGCCCUGACUGAAUGCUGGAGGCUUAGCAUUUUCCACAACCUUGAGGAAAGUUUAAAUCUUUCUCCUUAUCUGGUUUCUAAAAAGCAGUCUGUGGGUGAUAGGAAGCAUCUGGUCUCAUUAGGAAUAGAAUCAUGUCAACUGGUCCUCAUUUGAAAUAUUAGACCUUAAGUUUUUGUUAGCGUUCUGCUAAGACUGACACUUUAUGGAGUAGAAAUAAAUGACAAAUCUUCCAGCAAAGUCCCCAGCAGUUGUUUGCUGCAAAAUUCGAGUCUCUCAGACACUUCUCAGCAGCUCUGCUACAACAGGUGAGAGGGUCCUCCUGACACUUCCCUUAGCUCAGUUCACAAUCAAUAGUUUCAAGUACAUCAAAAGCAAGUUUAGAUACUGCCCUGAGGAAUUUCCAUUAAAUGGAAGAGAACCAUUCGUGUGUUUGUGGCACAUAAAAUCACAUCUGAGUUGUGAAGUAAAGGUCUCAGUGACACUGAAAAGUAUUGGGAGUUUAUGCCCAGAAUUAAAGGUAGGGAGUGUAUCUGAACUUUUAAUUUCAAAAAACUAUGGCCAUGAAUCAGCCAGCAGCAGAAGAAAACCAACUUGGAGGCUUCUAACAACAACUAAUAUUAUUGUGGCUUUAUUAAUUUUAUAGUUACACUGAUUGAACGUGAUGUAGUGUACAAAAUAAAGCUAGUCUUAGGCUACCAGGUGUACCAUGGCAUUCAUUUGAGACAUACCAACAGAAGUUUGCAUGUGAAAAGUCUUAAAGUGAUACUAAAGCAAUGUUACCCACCUGACCGAGUCCCUUAGGAAUUUAAUGUUUUGCUGUUUUACAUCUGGUUUCCAUGCUGAGUACAAUAAAAUGAGCACUGUCUUAA
Messenger RNA from Corvus hawaiiensis (hawaiian crow), 9165 nucleotides. RefSeq names its product GPRIN family member 3 (gene GPRIN3). The coding region runs from base 575 to 2947 and encodes 790 amino acids. Gene Ontology annotation, cellular component: plasma membrane. The record is from RefSeq and is a predicted model, not a curated record. The transcript has 2 exons. Gene Ontology annotation, biological process: neuron projection development. NCBI's taxonomy places the organism in Eukaryota, Metazoa, Chordata, Aves, Passeriformes, Corvidae.